GCGGCGGCUCAGCGCAUUCCCAGUUUAGAACUCGGAGUUCGGGGCGUGGAAACUGCGCGGGCGAGUCAGCCACCCUCCCCCUUAGAGGACAGUUGUUCCCGGGCGUCGCGGCUCGCGGACCUGACCUCAGGUGAAGCUCUCGGAAAGGGCAGACGGAGACGAAGAGAUGCCAGCGGAGGAGCCCUGCGCCCCCGGCGCCCCUAGUGCCCGGGGGACCGAGAGAGCGCCGGGCCCCGAGCCGCGCCUGUCCAGCCAGCUGCUGCCCGAGCUCUACACCUUCGCGGCGCUUGUGCUGUUCUACCUGGCGCCCGUCUAUCUCGUCGGCUACCUGGGGAUCAGCUUCACCUGGCUGCUGCUCGGCGCCCUGGGGUGGAUGUGGUGGCGCAGGAACCGCCGCGGGAAGCUCGGGCGCCUGGCGGCCGCCUUCGAAUUCCUAAACAACGAACGCCAGUUCAUCAGCCGCGAGCUGCGGGGCCAGCACCUGCCUGCCUGGAUCCACUUCCCGGACGUGGAGCGGGUCGAGUGGGCCAACAAGAUCAUCUCCCAGAUCUGGCCCUACCUAAGCAUGAUCAUGGAAAACAAGUUCCGGGAGAAACUCGAGCCCAAGAUCCGGGAGAAGAACGUGCACCUGAGGACCUUCACCUUCACCAAGCUCUACUUCGGACAGAAGUGCCCCAGGAUCAACGGCAUCAAGGUGCACACUAACCAGUGCAACCGGAGACAGGUGGUCCUGGACCUGCAGAUCUGCUACAUCGGGGACUGUGAGAUCAGCGUGGAGCUGCAGAAGAUACAGGCUGGUGUGAAAGGGAUCCAGCUGCAGGGCACGCUGCGGGUCAUCCUGGAGCCUCUCCUGGUGAACAAGCCCUUCGUGGGAGCUGUGACCAUGUUGUUCCUUCAAAAGCCGCACCUGCAGAUCAACUGGACAGGCCUGACCAACCUGCUGGAUGUGCCAGGAAUCAAUGAGGUGUCAGACAGCCUGCUGGAGGACCUCAUCGCUGCCCACCUGGUGCUGCCCAACCGUGUGACUGUGCCCGUGAAGAAGGGGCUGGACCUGACCAACCUGCGCUUUCCUCUGCCCCGCGGAGUGAUCAGAGCCCACUUGCUGGAGGCAGAAAAGCUGGCCCAGAAGGACAACUUCCUAGGACUCCAAGGCAAGUCAGACCCCUACGCCAAGGUGAGCAUCGGCCUGCAGCAUUUCCGGAGCAGGACCAUCUAUAAGAACCUGAACCCCACCUGGAACGAGGUGUUUGAGUUCAUAGUGUAUGAAGUCCCUGGGCAGGACCUGGUGGUGGACCUGUACGACGAGGAUCCUGACAGGGAUGACUUCUUGGGCAGCCUGCAGAUCUGCCUCGGGGACGUCAUGACCAACAGAGUGGUAGAUGAGUGGUUUGCCCUGAAAGACACAAAGAGCGGGCAGCUGCACCUGAGGCUGGAGUGGCUCUCACUGAUCACAGACCCGGAAGCUGUGAUGAAGGACCAUGGUAUUUUUUCCACUGCCAUUCUCAUGGUCUUCUUGGAGAGCGCCUGCAACCUGCCGAGAAACCCUUUUGACUACCUAAAUGGUGAAUAUCAAGCCAAAAAGCUCUCCAGAUUUGCCAGGAAUAAAGUCAGCAGAGACCCUUCUUCCUAUGUCAAGCUAUCUGUAGGCAAGAAGACACACCUGAGCAAGACCUGUCCCCACAGCAAGGACCCUGUGUGGAGCCAGGUGUUCUCCUUCUUUGUGCACAACGUGGCCGCUGAACAGCUGCAUCUGAAGGUGCUUGAUGAUGACCGAGAAUGUGCUCUAGGAGUGCUGGAGUUCCCCCUGUGCCAGAUUCUCCCCUAUGCAGACCUUACCCUCGAGCAACGCUUCCACCUGGACCACUCAGGCCUGGACAGCCUUAUCUCCAUGAGGCUGGUGCUUCGGUUCCUGCACUUGGAAGAACGAGAGCUGGGAAGCCCAUACACAGGACCUGAAGCCGUAAAGAAAGGCCCUCUGCUCAUUAAGAAGGUUGCCACCAACCAGGGCCCCAGAGUCCCACCGCAGGGAGAGGGCCCUGCAGAUUUGCCAUGCCCUCCAGACCCUGCUUCUGAUAUCAAGCAAGCCUCCAAAAGCACCACAGCCACCACCAGUGCCACCACUGCUGCCACCAAGCCCUCACUUCAAGAGGUGGGCCCAGAGCCCAAAGGCAAGGACAGAGCCAGAGGGUUCUGUGCACCCAUGGGGGAGAAGAAGAGUGUGUCCACCAUCUUCCUGGCUGUCCCAGGCCCCCACUGUCCGGGGCCCAUCAAGUCACCCAGACCCAUGAAAUGUCCUGCCUCCCUAUUCGCAUGGCCGCCCAAGAGGCCGGCUCCCAGCAUGUCCUCACUCAACUCCCUGGCCUCUUCCUGCUUUGACCUGACAGAUAUCAGCCUCAACACUGAAGACGGGGAUCUCAGGCAUCAGGGGCUGGGUGAGAUUCAGCUCACGGUGCGCUAUGUGUGUCUGCAGCACUGUCUCAGCGUGCUAAUCAACGGCUGCAGAAACCUGAUGCCCUGUACCAGCAGUGGAGCUGAUCCCUACGUCCGUCUCUACUUGUUGCCAGAAAGGAGGUGGGCAAGUCGUAAGAAGACCUCAGUGAAGCGGAAGACCCUGGAUCCCCUGUUUGAUGAGACAUUUGAAUUUUUUGUUCCCUUGGAUGAAGUAAAGAAGAGGUCACUAGACAUCGCAGUGAAAAACAGUAGGCCACUUGGCUCACACAGAAGAAAGGAGCUAGGAAAAGUACUGAUUGACUUAUCAAAAGAAGAUCUGAAUAAGGGCUUCUCACAGUGGUAUGAGCUGACUCCAGAUGGCCAGCCCAGAAGUUGAUGAUGAACAACAACAUCUUUAUUUUUUUAAUGUGUACAUAUGUAUAUUUUGUACCUUAAAUCAGAACAGCCAUUUGAAAAAAAUACAUACAUCUAUAUACAUACACACACACACACAUUCUUGUGUGCAGUAUAAUGGCAUGACUGGAUAGUAUUAGGAAGAGGUAAACACAUGUAAAAGCAAGAACUACUCUUUCUUGAUUGGAUUUGUUUAAAUCCAUAAACAAGCGGUGUAUUUGUGCCUAACAAAUUAUCAGAACCUCAGUGGUGAAUUUUCACUGACAUAGGACUCGCGUGAAUGUACGCACCAGAAGGGUCCUGUCUCAGACACAGAGGGUGAGGGAGCUCUGUUUGUGGAGCAGCUAUCAGUAUUCCUGGGCAGUGACUGACCAAUGGAGGAGGCUUCUUUUAUGGGACUAAAAAGUGAUCCACCAGAAAGUGCCAAGAGCUAACUCUACCUAAGCCCUGCUGGUUGCCACCUCUGGUACUUCUCUGCCUGGAGGUUCGUUCAUGUAUCUGAUUUGGAACUAAAAUGUACUUUCCUGAUGGCAACAAUGUUAGUGAUAGUACUCCAGUGUGGGAUGGCCUGGGACCAAACUCUAGCAUUUGGCAUCAUUUCCAUAGGAAAAUGCAAGGAGAGUCUCACACCCAGGUCUACGUCUGCACUCCCAUAGAGCACUGGAGGCUGCUGCCGAGUGUCAGUGCCAGAGAACAAGGGGCUUUUUCUGUAUCUCUCUCAGAUAGGCUUGGGAAUUCUGCUCCACUCUUCUAAGAGAGGGCUCGUUCACCUAAAUAACAUGUUAAAAGCAAAAUAUGUAAAUUGUACAUUUAAACAAGUGCCUCUUCUGCAUUUCAGACUUUAUAAAACCCCAUAUUCUUGUCCUUUCUCAUGCUCCUAGAGCUGUUGUCGAGUCACAUCCUCUCUUCACUUAUCUACUCAGGCAGUACCCCCUGCCAUCAGUUUCCUCUCCCUACCACUGCCUUCACCGCCACUUUUCUGAAGAAUGGUAUCAUCUUAAAACAAAGUUUUUGUCAUGUUACUCUCACUUAUGAAUUAUUAUUUCCCGCUUUCUACAAAAUUCAAGCCCACUCCUUGUGUUUCAGACCUGACAUAAUCAGGUCUCCAGUUUUCUGCUACCUUAUUCAUGUGCAGAUGCUCUGUUCCAGAAUAGUCCAAAUAUAUCCUGCCUACUAAUCCUACUUACCUCUUAGAGGCCUAUGACAAACCCACCUCCUCUGUUAAGCCACCCCACACUGACAGGGCCUCUCCCCCGACCUAGGGCGGCGGUCCCCAACCUUUUUGGCACCAGGGACCGGUUUCAUGGAAGAUAAUUUUUCCACAGACUGCGGAGGGGAAGGGAAUGGUUUUGGGAUGAUUCAAGCACAUUAUAGUUAUUGUGCACUUUAUUUCUAUUAUUAUUACACUGUAAUAUAUAAUGAAAUAAUUAUACAACUCACCAUAAUGCAGAAUCAGUGGGGCCCUGAGCUUGUUUUCACUUGCCACUCACUGAUAGGGUUUUUGUUGUUGCAGAUGUCAGGUUUAUUGUAUUCAUAUUUCUAAAUGGAUGUUUUUAGACCUUGACAAAAAUAGAAAGGGUUGGUUUACAUUUAAUGCUCCACUUUAAAAAGAAAUAGUUAACAGAAGCACAAAUCAGAUUGCAGUGGGGUGGAGAAUGAAUCAUAGCUUUACAAAAAUAGGAAAGACUACUCUUAUCCUGGCCAGGUAUUUAAAAACUCAGUCAUUGGUUAGCAGCAGUCCUUAACAUUUUUAUACCCUCCUCAUUAUAAUUUCCUCACAUUGCAGAAGCAGCUAAGGGUCACUUUGAAGAUAUUUUUCACAACAGGCAAUUCAAAGAAGAGAAUCUGAAUGCGGGCUACACAUGAAAAGAUGCCUUGACUGCACUAAGUAAUCAGAGAAAUGUACAUGUAAACAAUAGUGAAUUACCAUUUUAUACCCAACUGAUAGGAUUUUGAUAUGAGUCUGAAAGCAAUUGAUUUAUUAUGGCCUCUGGGCAGUCAGACCUCUCUGCUAAUGAUAACCUGUAUCUGCAGCCACUCCCCAGCACUAGCAUCACUGCCUCAGCUCCACCCCAGAUCAUCAGGCAUUAGAUUCUCAUAAGGAGCACACAACCCACAUCCCUAGCAUGCGCAGUUCGCAGUAGGGUUCGCGCUCCUGUAAGAAUCUAAUGCCGCCCCUGAUCUGACAGGAGGUGGAGCUCAGGCGGUAAUGCAAGUGAUGGGGAGCAGCUGUAAAUAUAGACGAAGCUUCGCUCACUCACCUGCUGCUUACCUCCUGCUGUGCAGCCGGGUUUCUCACAUGCCAUGGACCUGUAUCAGUCCAUGGCCCAGGGGUUGGGGACCCCUGACCUAGGGCAUCUACUAUCAACACUGUACAUUUUUCAUUUUAGCAAAUCCCUGCCAUGUAACAUUUUUUAAAAUGUUUAUUAAAUAUCUACUAAGGUCAUAUGCUAAGCAACUACCUGUACUGUGAUUGGUAUUCAAUGUUUCUGUUUACUCUCCAAUUGACCUAGAAGCUACUUGAAUUGAUUUUCGCCCCCAUCAUCCAAGGCUAUGCUAAGUACGUGGCCGACAUGUAAUAAAAUUUGUUUCUGCUGUUUUGAGUGACAAAUUCUCAUAAUAAAAUGGGACAAUUGAUGCCUGUCCUAUCUACCUCACAGUGGCAUUGUACUGUUCACUACACAGACAAGUUGCUUGAAAAUGAUAAAGUGCCAGAGGAGUAGAAGGGAAUGUAUCAUAUAUCACGUCCUGAAUAUCAGCAACCCUAAA
Messenger RNA from Physeter macrocephalus (sperm whale), 5613 nucleotides. It is a transcript of the gene ESYT3, whose product is annotated as extended synaptotagmin 3. NCBI's taxonomy places the organism in Eukaryota, Metazoa, Chordata, Mammalia, Artiodactyla, Physeteridae. Gene Ontology annotation, biological process: lipid transport. The transcript is spliced from 23 exons. Gene Ontology annotation, molecular function: calcium-dependent phospholipid binding; phosphatidylethanolamine binding; phosphatidylcholine binding. Gene Ontology annotation, cellular component: endoplasmic reticulum membrane; extrinsic component of cytoplasmic side of plasma membrane. The coding region runs from base 167 to 2827 and encodes 886 amino acids. The record is from RefSeq and is a predicted model, not a curated record.